Molecule: messenger RNA, 1974 nt
Organism: Sipha flava (yellow sugarcane aphid)
Lineage: Eukaryota; Metazoa; Arthropoda; Insecta; Hemiptera; Aphididae
Product: zinc finger MYM-type protein 1-like
Exons: 3
Coding region: 1-1974 (657 amino acids)
Molecular function (GO): protein dimerization activity
Source: RefSeq, a predicted model, not a curated record
AUGUUGUCAUGCUGUUCAUAUAAAGGUACGAAUCAAAAUGAAUCUUUUGAUAUUGUUUUUAAAAAUAUUAUUGAAACUUCUUCUGAUCCGACGGAUAUUGGACAUUUUAAAGAAAUCGUUUUAGAUGCUCAAACUAAACGGUUCAUAAUUGAAAAUGGGCAUAGUAAACCUAAAGCUAAAGGGCCUUUCGCUAAAAAUUCAGACGGUAGAUCUUUUUCUGAAAAGUAUUAUUUUACAGUGUCCAAAUCUGGUUUAAAAAUCGAACGUUCGUGGCUAUGUUAUUCGACUAUACUUCAAAAAGCGUAUUGUAGGUCAUGCUGGCUAUUUGGAGAUCGCACAUCCACUGGCUUUCAAGAAAUUUGGACUACAGGAUAUUGUGAUUGGAAACACAUAGUAGAUGGUAUUAAAAGACACGAGCAAUCACACGUUCACUACAUUUCCUGUUUAGUAUAUGAAAAAUGGUUUUUAAAUAAAACAUUAAACGAAGAACUAGAACAGAAUAUAAAAAAAGAAAAAUUAUUUUGGCGUCAGGUUUUAGAGAGAAUUUUAAAUAUUACUCUUACAUUAGCUAUGCGAAGUUUACCUUUUCGCGACCACAGAGAAAAGCUCGGUAGUGGAAAAGGAGAAAACGGCAAUUUUAUUUGUUUUAUUGAGUUACUUGCAAAAUACGACCCAGUACUAGAAAAAGUUAUUAAUCAGGGUAAUAAUAAAGUAAACUACUGUAGCCCUAAAAUUCAAAAUGAACUAAUACAGUUAAUUUCAAAUAAAGUCGAAGACGAGUUAAUACUUAAUAUUAAAGAAGCUCCUUUUUUUUCCAUUAUAAUUGAUACAACGCAAGAUAUUUCAAAGGUUGAUCAGUUAAGUGAAAUUUAUCGUUAUUGUGUUAUAGAAAAAGAUGAAUACGGAAACCCAAAAUAUGUAUGUGUUAAGGAAACUUUUUUAGCAUUUCAUGAAGUUGUUGAUCAAUCUGCCUCUUCUCUUUCUGAACUAAUAUUACAGAAUAUUGAAAAAAAGGGAUUGUCUAUCGCCAAGUGUCGUGGUCAGGGCUAUGACGGGGCUGCCAAUAUGAGUGGUAUGUAUAAUGGCCUACAAAAAAGAAUUAAAGACAUUGAGCCAAGCGCAGCUUAUGUCCAUUGCUCUACUCAUAAUUUAAAUUUAGUUGUCAAUGAUGCUGUGAAAGAAAUAACAGAAAUGGAAAUCUUUUUUGAUGUUGUUCUACGAGUUUUUGUUUUUUUUGGACAUAGUAUAGUAAGAUGGCGUAUAUUAUCAGAUUUAAUUAAGGAAUCGAACAGUCAAAAUGGAUUAUUAAUAAAAAAACUUAAUCCCACAAGAUGGGCUGGUCGUUAUGAAGCAGUUUUUGCGCUUAAAAUUAGAUUUGUUGAAAUUCAAAAAGCUUUAACAAAAGUUAUACUUUGCAGCUCUAAAUGUAAUUUUAAUGAUCUCUUGGAAGAAGCAAAUAUAGUUGCUAAAAGUUGGUCUAUCUCUACAGAGUUUCAAAACAAACGUCGUAAAGUUGUAAAAAGAUAUUUCGAUGAACUAUGUACUGAUAUGCGUUUAACUUGUCCAGAAAGCUUAUUUCGUUUGGUAAACAAAUAUGAUAAAGACAUAUCAAAAACAUUUACAAGUGAAAUUUUAGCUGUAAGAUCAACUCUUAAAAAUCAAAUAAGUCAACUUAAUUCAACUAGAGAUCUUGCUCAACUUUUAAUGGUGAAAAAUCAUUCUUUAACAGCCAGUUUCCCAGAAGUAUGUACUGCUCUUUUAUUAUUUUUGACAAUUCCUGUUACAUCUGCAAGCGCGGAACGGUCAUUUUCGAAACUAAAAAUUAUUAAAGGAUAUUUAAGGAGUACAAUGAUGCAAGAUCGUUUAAGUGGCCUGGCAUUAAUUUCAAUCGAACAAGAAACAGUCCGAGAAGUUGACUUUGAAAAUUUAAUCGAUAUGUUUGCCGAAGCAAAAGCAAGAAAGAAGAAAUUUUAA